CCCGGAAGUACUUAAAAAAAAGAAACGUCUUAAUGUUGGUGACGAGACGCUGGGUUGGGUGUCAAGGUAACAACGCGUUCUCACAAUUUAGUCGCACAGCGCUACGGUAACAAUGUGUGUUAAAAUGUAAUUAAUGAACUUCAAAAGGUGCAGGGACUCCUUAUCAGUUUGUAGACGUACAUAGAGCAGAUUAUUUAUAGAUGCCACGCCAGUGCGUAGUCGAACCACAAGAUAUGGCACAAGUCCUCGAUCCUGGGUCGAUUGUUGUAGCCGACUGGCACCGAAGUGCAGAUAGCAAGGAGUUCUUCAGCAGGAUUCUACACAAGAAAAAACGUAGAAACUUUGGUCUUCUGGAGGCUCUAGUGAUGCCCCCUAAUGUGUCUGUGGACACUGUUAACUACAAGAUCUUCAUAUCAGGAAAGAGUGGGGUGGGGAAGACUGCUCUUGCUGCACGUCUAGCUGGACUCAAUAUUCCCAACAUGCACUAUGAAACUACAGGUAUUGAGACCACAGUGGUGUAUUGGCCUGUGAAGUUGAGGGAGAGCGGUCGUGCUCUGUUUUUCCGCUUGCAGCUAUGGGACUGUGGAGAGAACGCCUUACGCCGAUUUGACCACUUGCUUCCGUCCUGUAAGGAGCAGGUGGAUGCCAUCCUCUUCCUCUUCUCCUUUACUGACCGAGCGUCCUUCGAUGAUCUGUCCAAUCAGAUCGCCAGAGGGUCUGAAUCUUGCGACAGAGUUGUGAAAUUGGUUGUUGGCACCAAAUUUGACCUGUUCAUGCAUACAGACGUGACGGAGAGAGAGGUGACUCGGUUCCAGGAGGUCUGGGGGUUGCCUGUGUUCCGUAUGGGGGGUGACGUAAGCAACGUCAGUAACCUGGGUGAGGUAGCCCCCCUACUGAACUGCCUGGCAGAGCACCUGUGGCACCAGGACUGUGUGGCUACCAGGUCUACUACCCUUCCAGUCGCCACACAGUCAGAGGCUGCUACUGUGGUACAUGUAUGAAAUCCAAUAGGUUGAGAGACAAUUUUUUCAUCUCCCACACCACUGUUGUGGUGCACUCAACAGAGAUGUCCUGGAUUACCUUCUCACAUAGGACUGUGGAGAAACAGAACCUGCAUCUGAGUUUAUUGGGUCUUUGAACAUGUUCAACUUUGUGAGGACAAGAAUUCAUCCAGGCCUGGAAAAUGAAACUUGAGGAAAAUGGUGAAUCGCAAUGUUGGGUUUUUUCUUUUUAGGAACCACUGCCACCUAUAGGUUAAACAGGGAGAAGAAGCAGGCUGUGUUUUUUAUCAAUCUGCAUUUACACAUUUUUCAAAGUUGGGAUCUUGGUAAACAGAAGGGAUACAAUUAGUAGCCAGUGUUGGAGUAGUGAACUACAUUUUGCAGUAGCUUGGUGGUAUUUGAACUAAAUUCAAAUCUAGGUAUUGUUUUCAGUAAAGAACUUUUGUUUUUGUCAUGUAGCAGUAUAGCUAACUACAGGAACUAUACGCAACUUUUUUUGCAAUAAUAAAAUAUGGGUGAAGUA
This is a messenger RNA of Salvelinus fontinalis (brook trout), 1524 nucleotides long. It is a transcript of the gene cplane2, whose product is annotated as ciliogenesis and planar polarity effector 2. The transcript has 5 exons. The coding region runs from base 201 to 1001 and encodes 266 amino acids. Lineage: Eukaryota; Metazoa; Chordata; Actinopteri; Salmoniformes; Salmonidae. Gene Ontology annotation, molecular function: GTP binding; GTPase activity. The record is from RefSeq and is a predicted model, not a curated record.